GCCCCACAGUCCUCUACUUCCUGAGGAGGCAGCAGCACAAAGCAGAGACACCGUCUCUCUUCUGGGUCCCAGCCAUGGCUGCCACGGCCUCGGCCUCCUGGUGCCACGCUGGGGGAAAGGACAAGGUGACGCGGAAGGUGCUUGUCAUCAUGGCCCUGCUGCAGGCACAGCUGCCAGGAACAGAGGCGCAGAGUUUUGGCCUGCUGGAUCCCAAACUGUGCUACCUGGUGGACGGAAUCCUUUUCAUCUAUGGCGUCAUUAUCACUGCCCUGUUCCUGAGAGCAAAGUUCGGCAGGAGCGCGGCCGCCCCCGCGAGCCAGCAGGGCGCCAACCAGCUCUACAACGAGCUCAAUCUGGGAGGAAGACAGGAGUAUGAAGUUUUGGACAAGAGACGAGGCCUGGACCCCGAGAUGGGAGGGAAACAGCAGAGGAGGAGGAAUCCUCCGGAAGUCGUGUACAAUGCACUGCAAAAAGACAAGAUGGCGGAGGCCUACAGUGAGAUUGGGGUAAAAGGCGACAACCAGCGGCGGAGAGGGAAGGGGCAUGAUGGCCUCUACCAGGGGCUCAGCACGGCCACCAAGGACACCUAUGAUGCCCUCCACAUGCAGACCCUGCCCCCUCGCUAAGAGCACCGGGCAUUUCUCCAAUCACAGGCCAGACCUGAAGACACCCAGAUUGUGAAAGACACAGGAUAAAGCGUUUAUAACCCAGUUCACUCGUGUUUCUUCACCACCCAAGUAUUCCUUUUUAAGAAUAGGACGCUUCGCGUUGUAACAUUUGGUCACGUCCAUUUCCAAACCGUCAUGCACGGAACGUCGUCCCUGGACUCUGCAGGGGAGUGCGUUCCCCCAGGGCUGAGGCUCCGUCCUCGAGGAGCCCGUGGUGAACCCUGCAGGUUCUCGGGUCUUCUGGUUUGUUGGGGACUGUGGACAGGCCCCCGUCCUGGAGGCUCUCCCUGGGAGACGGGUGCACACUCCUCACAGCCAUGUUCGGUCCCUGUUCUGUCAAGUCCCCAGAGAAACUCAAAUGUUAGCACAUAUCCUAAUAGGCUCUAUUGUCCUGUCCGUAUUUGAGUGGCUUUGCUCCUGCUGUGAAUCCGGCGUCUGUUGUCAACCCGUGCCUUCAUGUCAAGGUGACUUGUAACUGGGGCAAAGGGGCUGUCGUGCAUCCCUGUGAAAGGUCUGUGCAGAGGGGACAAUGGGAGGGGAGCCGGGGCACGUCCACAGUGGAUGAGGUGGGGAGGGGCAGGGGGUCAUGGAGCCUCCGUGGGGGGCACGGGGUGGGGUGCGGGGCACACAGGAGGGGUCCCUCCUCGGUCAAGCGUACAUUCCCUCCGGAGAGGUCAGCGUCUGUGGCCCAGGCACUCAGGGACCCAACGAACCUGUGCUUGCCCCCGCGGAGCUCACACUCUCCUGGGGGGGAAGCGGGUUGUGACCAGAGCGGCCCAAGGGGACGGAGCAGGUGCCCUUACAGGUGUGACGCAAGCAAGCGUGGGGGCGAGGGAAGGGGCCGGACCACACUCUGUCCAGGCCCUCGUUCACGUCGCGCCCCAGGUGAGAGACGGACGUCACCGGGAAGGUCUCGGCGGGAGGCUCAGCCCAAUGCAGACCCGCAGAGACAGCCCCCCCUCCCCGCCCUGAGAGCCGUGGCGACUCUGGGGAACAUCGCCGUGUGAUUACGGGGCACGCGACUAUGAGUGGACAACCCUCUCUGCUGAGUUUUAAUUUAUACUCGUUUGCUGUAGCCUUACUCUUUCGCAUAAUAAACGCUUUGGUGAAAA
Messenger RNA from Prionailurus viverrinus (fishing cat), 1780 nucleotides. RefSeq names its product CD247 molecule (gene CD247). Lineage: Eukaryota; Metazoa; Chordata; Mammalia; Carnivora; Felidae. The transcript is spliced from 8 exons. Gene Ontology annotation, biological process: cell surface receptor signaling pathway. Gene Ontology annotation, molecular function: transmembrane signaling receptor activity. The coding region runs from base 75 to 626 and encodes 183 amino acids. The record is from RefSeq and is a predicted model, not a curated record. Gene Ontology annotation, cellular component: membrane.